Orbicella faveolata is the source of this 1041-nucleotide messenger RNA. Its product is annotated as PRA1 family protein 3-like. Lineage: Eukaryota; Metazoa; Cnidaria; Anthozoa; Scleractinia; Merulinidae. Gene Ontology annotation, cellular component: membrane. The record is from RefSeq and is a predicted model, not a curated record.
UCCUCAGCGAAUUCCCAACUGACACGAAGCAAGAUGGCGGUUGAGGUUGCUCCUCUUCGCUCGCUUCAAGACUUUAUUACUGAUGCUCAGUUCACUGCUCCAACUUUACAUGACAGGGAUAGAAUGGAGAACAGAAUGAUUAACAACCUCAUUUAUUAUCAGACCAACUACUUUCUUAGUGCAAUCGUUAUUUUCAUUCUAGUUGGGACACUGUAUCCAAAGGAUUUAAUCAUUGGUGCUGUCACGCUGGUCUGUACCUUUGUCUUGUUUGGCAUUGCGCAAAGUCGGGAGCAGAGGAUUGCAAAGCUGAAGUCACAGUACCCCUCCCUGGUACCUAUCGCUGUCAUUGCAGUAGCAGUGCUCGUUAUCUAUGCAUUAGGGUCCAUUCUUGUAUUCAUCUGGGGGGUCACUGUACCGCUUGCAGUCAUUCUUCUGCAUGCAGCAACUCGGAAGCGAAACAUUAAAAACAAGUUUGCCAAUGUGGUAGAGGUAUUUAAGGAAGAUGUCACUCCAAUGACGAUCAUUCUGUCAAAGAUAUGCACCAUUGAGCAAGAACAACAAGCAAGUGGCAUGCAUCAGAAUUGAAAAUGCUGGAAAUGAAAGUAGUGGGGCCAAAACCCUCUGACAGCUGUCAUAGAAAUAAAUGAAAUGGGAUGUUGGAUAAUUUGAUUUUCAACAGUCUUGCAGAAAAUAGCAGGAGCUUCCAUUGCCAUUAGUCCUGAGGGGGGGAACCCCCAUAUGAAAAAGUUGGGGAUGCACGCCAGAAAAUUUGAAUUAAAUCGCUAAAGGAGACCAAUCUGGGCUUUACUCAAGCUUUAUUUGACCCCUAAAAGAUACCACUGAAAACAGAAUAGGUUUCCACUGUUCAGGAAAGAAGCCCUCACUACUAGACUGGACUCGAAAUUGAGCCUAAAAGCAGAAAUAAGAGCAUUAUUUUUUGAGGAUUAUUUCUUCGAGCGCACCCUAUAAGAUACUUUGACAGGUAAAAAUAGCGAGCGAGCGAGACAACGAGCAUCCCCAACCUUUUCAUAUGGGAGUCCC